UACGUUCUAUUUGUUGUAAAAAAUUUAAAAACUUUUAUUAUUAAAAAGGUGUGAAACUUGAAUAUGAGUUAUUUGUUUUGUGUAUGAAGAAAUUUUUAAAAAACAGAUUUUGAAGCACAUGUGAAAAAAAUAUAAUGAACUUAACAUGGGGUAAACUAGUAUGGCUUGGUGUAAUUGGAUCAAUAUAUUUUCAAAUAAUAAACACAUUAGAAAAUGGUUUAGCACGGACACCUCCUAUGGGAUGGUUAGCUUGGGAACGGUUUCGAUGUAACACAGAUUGUAAAAAUGAUCCCGAUAAUUGUAUUAGUGAUCGACUAUUUCGUACGAUGGCGGAUAUUUUGGUUAAUGAAGGAUAUGCUGCUGUUGGAUAUGAAUACGUAAAUAUAGAUGAUUGUUGGCUAGAAAAAGAUCGAGGAAUUGAUGGCACCUUACAACCGGAUAGAGAAAGAUUUCCAUAUGGAAUGAAAGAUCUUGCAGAUUAUCUCCAUUCAAAAUCACUUAAGUUUGGUAUAUACGAAGAUUUUGGAAAUUAUACGUGUGCUGGUUACCCAGGCAUUUUAGGAUAUUUAGAUAUUGAUGCUGCAACUUUUGCAUCAUGGGAUGUAGAUUAUGUGAAAUUAGACGGAUGUUAUUCACUUCCAUCGGAAAUGGAUAAAGGUUAUCCAGAAUUUGGAUUUCAUUUAAAUAGAACUGGUCGUCCAAUGGUAUACUCAUGUAGUUGGCCAGUGUAUCAAAUUUAUGCUGGAAUGCAACCAAAUUUUUCAUCCAUUAUUGAUAAUUGCAAUUUAUGGAGGAAUUAUGAUGAUAUCCAAGAUUCAUGGGUCAGCGUGGAAAGUAUUAUUGAUUACUACGGCAAUAAUCAAGAUGUGAUUGUACCAAAUGCUGGUCCAGGUCAUUGGAAUGAUCCUGAUAUGUUGAUUAUUGGAAAUUUUGGAUUAAGUUACGAACAAAGUAAAACACAAUUUGCAUUAUGGGCAAUACUUGCGGCUCCAUUAUUGAUGUCUGUAGACUUACGAACAAUUCGUCCAGAAUAUAAAGCAAUUUUACAAAACCGAAAGAUUAUUGCAGUUGAUCAAGAUCCAUUGGGAAUUCAAGGUCGUCGAAUUUAUAAACAUAAAGGAAUAGAAAUAUGGUCGAGACCGAUUACGCCAAUUGAUCAAACUUAUUUUUCAUAUGCCAUUGCUUUCGUUAAUCGACGUACAGAUGGUACACCAUCCGACGUUGCGGUCACGUUAAAAGAGCUUGGUUUAUCAUCGCCAGCGGGUUACAGAGUUGAAGAUCUAUAUGAAGACGUCAAUUAUGGAAUAUUGUCACCACAAACUAAAAUAAAAGUCAAAGUAAAUCCCUCUGGUGUGGUAAUUCUUCGCUGUGAUGUUCAAAGAAAUUUUAGAAGACCCGCUUACCAACAAUCUCAAUCUCAAUUCAAUCCGUUAAGAGUUUUCAAUGUAAAUAGAUAUUAGGAUUAAGCAAGAACAACAAAAAAUAGAACUAUAAGAUAUUAUUUCGGUUCCAUGUAGAUAUUUAAUAAAAAAAAU
This is a messenger RNA of Chrysoperla carnea, 1535 nucleotides long. RefSeq names its product alpha-N-acetylgalactosaminidase. NCBI's taxonomy places the organism in Eukaryota, Metazoa, Arthropoda, Insecta, Neuroptera, Chrysopidae. Gene Ontology annotation, molecular function: alpha-galactosidase activity. Gene Ontology annotation, biological process: oligosaccharide metabolic process; glycoside catabolic process; glycosylceramide catabolic process. The transcript is spliced from 8 exons. The record is from RefSeq and is a predicted model, not a curated record. Bases 135 to 1460 code for a protein of 441 amino acids. Gene Ontology annotation, cellular component: cytoplasm.